CUAGUCACCAGCCACAGGCUAAGGAGUUAGCCGUACGCCAGCAGAAGGGACCAAUACUUUUAGCAACCUUACAUUUCAGCGCGGACAGCGACCAAGCUACAAUACAAAUCUCGGUUCAUUCAUAAAACAUAAAACGUGAAGUACAAAUAUUUGAAAACACCUUCCAAUCGACUCAGCUAUUCACAUAAUACUAGAUCAUAUUAUAAUCUACCCUCUAUUUUGUUUCUUUUUUUUUUCAUAUUUAGGGGUACGUCACGACGCAUAAUACUAGCCACCAUGGCGGCUCCCAAGCAAGAUCCUCUUGAGAUCUUAGACAAGAUGUUUAACGAAGUCCUGGUGCAAACUGGGAAGCAUCUCAAAGUACAUGCUAAGGAUGGGUCAAGGAACGUUAACGCGAGCAACGCGAUACGCGCAAAGACGUCAGAUUUGCUGGCGACGUAUCACUAUGCUUUGGACGACCUCGAAAGCGAAAUUACCAGGGCCAAGGCUGUCAUUCUGCGAGAUCUGGAGAAGCUACGUGCAGCGCGAGCUCCCGUUCCUGCUCCCGCUCCUGCUCCGCAGCCUGUGGCACCACCGGCACCAAUGAUGGAAUUGCCGUCCUCAGCGGCACACACCAUGAAUGCCCGGGCCGCCUUUGCUCCUAAGCAAGAGAGCAAGCCGGCAGCCCCGUUCCCGGACAUGGGCGUAGGCAUGUCUACUGACGUAGUUGAUCUGACUUCGAGCGACAAGAAGCCAUCGCCACGGGUCCCACCUGGUGCUAUCAGGCCGCCCGUUAGGGCCACUCCCCCGAUGAAGAACGAAGUAAAACCUUCUCCAAAACAACCACCCAAGCCUUCACCCAAGCUAGCUCAACCCCCCAAGGUAACCCCAGUGCCUCUGCCGCAGAUCCCGCGGCUCCAACCUCCUCAACCACCUGCUAUAGGGCCUGGCGCUACAACCCAACCGCAGCCGGGAGCUCCUAAUGGUCAACUGAAUAGACCGGUCCAAACUACACCGGCGGCGCAAGCUGCCCAGGACGCAACUCUUAAUGCCAUGUUACUGCCUGGUAAUGUUGCAGGUGGCGAUACUAACGCUGCAGGGGGUGGCAAUGCGCUAGGUUUUACAGACAUGCAAUUCUCCCUUGCGCCAUCGAACAAUGAAGCAUCGGGCGCUCCUCCGGCUCCAAUGCCUGAAUUUGACCUUACAACGUUCGCCCCACAAGAAGGGAGUAAUAACACGUUGCUUGACACAUCCAAGCACGGUAAUACCAACACAGGGCCUGCUACAGGAACUAGUCAGAACAAUAUAACGGUACCCCAACAUCAACCACAACCAAAGCAAGAAGACAAGGCCGAUACAAACCUCGAUGACUUGUUCAACCUGGACAAUACUAACGGCGGGACCGACAACAUGUUCGACCUGGGAGGCAGCGGUGUUAACGAUACCGCAUUUGACGAUAUGUUCUUCGGCAACAAUAACGACACGGAUCUGGAGCACUUUGACGAGGAAUACUUCAACAGCUUUCAGUAAUACCCAGGUCAGAUAACCGGGUUGUAUCAUCAUUCUCAUCGAAGGAAAUUAAUAACCUCUAGCGGCUGGACUUGGAAAGGAAUUAUCAUUAUUAGUUGGCGAAAUAGUAGGUAGAAAAGUUUAAUCAGCGUUCUAUAAUAUCUAUUUGGUCCCAUGUUAGCCUUUUGGUUCCGAAUAUUAUUAGCCUUUAGCAACUUUACUUUUGAUGUAGUAGAGUCAGUAUUCGAAGUACAUUAUUUAUAUUGAUAAACCCCUGGACUGCAAGAGUCUUGUCAUAGGGGGAGGUUUCCACUCAUGUGCAGAUAUGAAGUAUACAUAUUUGCGCUGGCAGCAUUUGGUAACAGGUUAAUUCCACCAGGGCCACUUGGCUUAUGUAAUGAUAUGUAGGUCUUACUAACGUCCCCCUUUUCAGAU
This is a messenger RNA of Daldinia caldariorum, 1923 nucleotides long. RefSeq lists its product as uncharacterized. NCBI's taxonomy places the organism in Eukaryota, Fungi, Ascomycota, Sordariomycetes, Xylariales, Hypoxylaceae. The record is from RefSeq and is a predicted model, not a curated record. The transcript has 3 exons. The coding region runs from base 277 to 1509 and encodes 410 amino acids.